CACAGAGAGGGAAACCUGACGAGUAGAACUGACAUUGACCCGUUCUGCAGCCUGGUUGGUCACGCCAUGGAUCAAGAAACAUUGGGAUUAGAGGGCUAUGUCAGGGUCGGAGGAGGGGGUUAGGAUACCGGUAGAGGUGACUGGCGGCCACCAAUCCGUUCGUACUGGCUGGUGAUUGGCUCCGGAGAGGCUGUUCCACGUCACAUGCUGCUCACUGUGUCCCUUGGACAGGAAGCAUUAGGCGCUCUUUUCUUCUGUUAGAGAACCAUUUCUGUGACUGCAGGAAAUCAUCUGUUGCGGUGACAGGAGUGAGUGACUGGUUUCUGGGAGGCCACAUUGGAUAUUAUUAACCUCCGGUUAGAACCAGUGUGUUUCUCUGUUUCUCCAGCCUUCUGUCCCUAAAGGUGUAAGAGGCAUAUCUCACAGAAGGUCCCAGUUCAAGCAAGGAAAAAUAUGGAAAUCCUGCACUGUUUUUCUCAGGUCCCCAAAGAGCAGAAUGAGCCCAUAUUUUCUCAAAUGAAAAUGAAAUGUAGAAAAAGACCAAAGGAGGUGACCAACAACCAAGACCAAAGUUCACACGGGGAACAAAAAACUCGACAAGAUCAGACCACUCUCCCAAUUAAAAUUAUCAACAUCACCUUGGGGGUAAGCCCCGAGGCACAUAUGCACAUUCUCAUCGAUGCGGGGACAGGUCGCUUAUAUGAGGCACUCAACACCCUUGACCCUGUCAAAAGAGAGAUAGAAAGACAGCCAGGCAAAGAAAUGCUGGUGUGUGGCAAAGAAGGAAUAGAAGGGUACAUAAACCUCGGCAUGCCCCUCCGUUGUUUUCCAGAAGGGAGCCAUGUGGUCAUUACCUUUUCCAAAACUCAAAGUGAGGAGAAAGAAGAUAAUGAAGUGUGUGGCCGGUUUGACCAGUCUUCUGCUGAGUGUGUUGUAUUUUACAUUCAUGCAGUCGGGAAUAGGAUCCUGAGGUGCAGGGAACUUGACAAGGAGGGGAUCAAAGUCUGUGUGUAUGGCUUCAAAGGAGAGACCAUCAAGGCCACUCUGAGGAAGGAUGGCAGGUUUCAUUCCUUUGUGGAGAGUGACCAUUGGAAACUCAUCCACAAUGAUACCAUCAUAGCAAACACCCAGCUGGUUGAUGUAUUACAGGGUAAGGUCUUUCUGGUUGAGGUUGAAAGAAAGAAAAGCCCUUGGGCGGUAGCAGCAACUCGGAAUUCUGAGUUAGAGGACAGAAACUUCAGUGAGUUAAAAGAAUACAUUGUGAAUUUGUACCCCACAUUGGAAAGAGAACGGGAAAAACUGAGAGCAUACAUCAAGGAAGAAAGUGAGAAAAGAAAGAAAGCUAACUUAUUCAAAGAACAUAGAGCAAACUUCAGGAAGCUGACCCAAAACUCCAUCCCAGGUAAAGUCUUCAAACUUCUUUCACAGCUCAGUGACUCAGUUGGGCUCAUAGUUUGGGACAACAAUGGAAACAGGGGUAGUGCCACAUGCUUUGUUUUCAAAGGGAUGUACAUUUUCACUUGUCGACAUGUAAUAAAUGACAUUGUAGGGGAAGGCGUAGAGCCAAGUCAGUGGGCAGAUAUACUUAGUCAAUGUGUAAGAGUGACAUUUGAAUAUCAAGUGUUCCCCAUAAAAGAAGACAGCUAUUGCUCUGUUGAACCUUGGUUUGAGGUGUCUGAUGUAACUCUUGAUUAUGCUGUCCUGAAACUGAAAGGAAACAGACGGCAUAUUCCUACAGGACUCUGUAAUGGAACACCUUCUGAAUCAGUUAGUGGGUUUAUGUAUAUGAUUGGUCAUCCAGAUGGAAAAUACAAGGUUGUUGAUGGUUGUACUGUGGUACCUGAAAAUGAGCAAAGAAGGAAAUGUGAGGACAUUCAGGGAAGAGGAGCAGUGGAUUUCAGUGAUUCCAUGCAGUAUAUCUAUAUGUACACCCAAAGAAGUUUCCAGAAGAACAUCCAUGAUCCUGGUGUGGCUACCUGGGAUAAUACUUUUUAUUGUGGGUCUUCUGGAUCUCCUAUAUUUGAUGCUAGAGGAUCACUGGUAGCCAUGCACACUGCUGGCUUCAUUUUCCAUGGAUUCCCAUCUGCUCUGUCCAUGUGCUUCUAAAUGUGGGCUGCCCACUGGAGUGUGGUCUACCUACCAAAGCCUCACCCUUAAAGGAAACUGGCCCUUCCUUCCCUAGAAGCCAUCAACUGUCCACAGUUUUACAGGUAAAAUUGGGGCAGAGAUCAGUUAAUUCUAUUUCUGACAGAUUCCUGGGUUUACUUAGUAAUGAUACCUUUCUUAGUUAGGGUUCCUGUUGCUGUAAUAAAACAUCAUGAGCAAAAACAACUUGGAGGUGGGGAAGGGUUUAUUUCAGCUGAUAACGUGUAGUCCAUCAGUCAGGAAAGUCAAGGCAGGAACCUGGAGGCGAGAACUGCAGCAGAAACCAGGAGGGAAUGCUGCUUACCGGCUUGCUCUCAUGGUUGCUCAGUUUGCUUUCUUAUAUAACUCAGAACUGCUUGCCCAAAGGUGGCACUACCUGCAAUGGGCUGGGUCUUCCAGCUGUACCAACAGCUGAUUAAGAAACAGCAGCACAAGCUUGCCUACCUGCCAAACUUGUGGGGACAUUCUCUCAGGCAAGCUCCCCUCUUCCCAUAGGACUCGGGCUCAUAUGACAAUGACAAAGCACCAGCCAGCACACCACCUUUUUAGACCAUGAGAAAGAGGUCUGUUUCUGCAGUUUUGCCCUAAUGCUUAGCUCCUUAUCUGCCAUUUUCAUGACUUAGUCACACUGGUCUCUAGAGACGCAGGCUGUGUCUUUGUUUGUGGUGUGUCUCCAUUGCCUAGCAUAGUUUUAAUGCAUACAGAGGUAGUACACAGCAAAUAAUUCUCUAGAUGAGUCCUGGAAGUACAAUAAUAUUCUCUGAAACAGAGACAUAUCUACAUGUGCAUAAACGCUCUUUAUGCAUAGACACAAAACAGUAGUGAAUACACACGUGUGUUAAUUUGUACCUGGAUGGGAAAUACCAUAUCAACUAGAUAAUAUGUCUGCACAGUUUUUUUCUGUUGUUGUUGGUUUGUUUGUUUUCAGUUUUAUUUGUUUUUGUGUGUAUGGGUAUUUUGCCUGCAUGUAAGUCUAUGCAUCACAUGUGUAUCUGAUGUCCAUAAAAGCCAAAACAGGGCAUCAGAUCUUCUGGCACUGGUGUUACAGACAGUUGUGAGCUAUCAUGUAGGUCCUGGGAAUUCAACCCAGGUCCUCUUGAAGAGCAGGAAGUGCUCUUAACCACUAGGCUAUAUCUCCAGCCCAAAUUUCUUCUGCUUUUAAUCUUAAACAUGUCAUUUCUUUCUAAGUGUGCUUCAGUCAGGUCCUCUUCCCAACAAGGGGAGAUUCAUUACACAUUUAGAGCAAAAUCAAUCAAAUUUUACUAAAUUUUCUUGUCAGGGCACACAUACAUUCUUUCCUUUGAUGCCGCGUGUUUCAUAAAUGACUUUGUAAAUUUGAGUAGCUUAAGGUUCACUAUGCACUGUAAGUUUCUACAGGAUUUAGCAAGUGUGUAAUGUCACACAUUGGUCCUUAGAUUGCCACACAGAAGUUUGGUUGCCUAAAAGCCUGUGAUUUGUGUCUUUGUCUCAUCUCUCCCUCAACCAAUGUGAAUCAAAGACUUAUUGUGCUCACACUUUUAUCUAUUCCAGACUGCCAUAUUAUACAGAACCAUGUACUAUCAGAUGCUUUUGGGACUGACUCAUACGCCAUUAAAGUUUCUUCUGUAUUUUGUGGUUUUAUAGCUCAUUUCUGUUUGUCAUUGAUUAAUGUUGGAUGGAUUUAUCACACGUAAAAAUAUGUAUUCACCCUUUAAAAUCCCGUAGUUGCUUCCAGUUGCUGUGAUUAUUAAUACAAAGCCUAAAGACCUCUGUAUUUCUGGUUGUUUUAAUGAUAUAUAUCAAUACUAUUGACUAAAUACCAAUUAAAGGAUGUGAUUAAUGGAUUCUAUAUUAAAACAAUGUUUGACUUUGCAAAAA
Molecule: messenger RNA, 4002 nt
Organism: Peromyscus maniculatus bairdii (prairie deer mouse)
Lineage: Eukaryota; Metazoa; Chordata; Mammalia; Rodentia; Cricetidae
Source: RefSeq, a predicted model, not a curated record